Dimorphilus gyrociliatus is the source of this 1281-nucleotide messenger RNA. Lineage: Eukaryota; Metazoa; Annelida; Polychaeta; Dinophilidae. The record is from the annotation of a GenBank genome assembly.
GUUGAUAGCACAACAGAUAUGAAACGUCAAUUACUGAAAUUUGCCGAAAUGUACAACUUUAGAAGAAAGAAAUUUCAAUUGAAGCCAUUCAGCAAUAAAGUAACAAUUUAUGUCGCUAUUCUUAUGUCAAUAACGCCAAUAAUUGUCAUAGCAUUCAAUAAUGGAAUGUUUCUUUUUGCUAAGAAUCCUCCUCCAAAUGGCUCAAGUUACGAUUCUCAUAUUGAAAAAGUAAAGUUUUAUACGAGAAAAUAUCUUUCAAAUACUCCAGAAAAAAUAUUGCCAUCUUUAAAAAAAUCUACUCAGAAUUAUAAAGAUAACAAACAUCUAAUAGAUAAUCAUGUCACUUUUAAUGAAAAUAGUUCGAUUUUGACGAAAAUACCAUAUUCAACGGUUGUUCUUCCCGAGUACAAAGCUCUGGGUGUUGAUUGUAAUGCUGCUCAAUUCGAGUAUCUCUUGAAAACAAUAUAUCGUCCUCACAACCAAUACUGUAUUCACGUUGAUAAAAAGUCGAAGCAACCAUUUUGGUCUGCUAUUUUAAAUAUUGCUAAAUGCUUUGAUAAUAUUGAGGUCAUUGAUGAAAAGGAAGCUGUGGAUGUCAAAUGGGGAUUUUACAGUGUUCUAGAACCAGAAAUUAUAUGUAUGAAAAAUCUAUGGAAGAGAAAAACCAAGUGGAAAUACUUGAUCAAUUUGACAGCUCAAGAGUUUCCUCUUCAAACUAUGCAGGAUCUUAUAAAAAUUCUAAAAUCUCUAAAAGGAGCUAACAGUUUAGAAGGAACUGUAGCAAGAAGGAACGUUGAAAGAACUGAGAAAGAUAUUAAUAUGAAACCCAAAAUACCUUUCAACAAAGGAAUUACCAUUGCAAAAGGUGCAGUUUAUUUAGUUGUUCAAAGGGGAUUUGAAACAUAUUUUCCAAGUUUAAAUCACAGUCCACAACUUCACAUUCCGGGAUCAUAUACUGGUAAUCCUGAAACGGAUCCUGUAACAUAUCUAUUUAUUGGGCGAUUCAAAAAUUGGGGAGGUUACCCUUUUGACUAUCCUUGUGCUGGAAAAAGGGUCCGUGGCAUUUGUAUACUAAGUAUUGGUGAUUUAUCAUUAUUGGCUAAUAGGAAAGAAUUAUUUGCGAAUAAAUUUCAUUUGGAUUACCAACCUUUUGCCCUUCAAUGCAUGAGGGAAUUAAUAUAUAAUCGAACGAGAGAUGAAUUAGCUGGUAAGAGAGAAAUUGACCUCUCUUAUUACGAAAAUCUAAAAAUGGUGAAAUAUCAUAUUGGAUCUUCUCUUUAA